UUGAGGGAAAGGAAAACAAGUUUAUUUUUAAUCAUUUAAAUGUAAUGUUUAUUGAGUAUAGUUUAUAUUCUUAUAACAUAUAAAUGACAUGGCCACGAAAAAAAUGUCUUUGUCUCAAAACAAACAGUCAUCACUUAUGAAUUUUGUAAAAAAAACCAGUCGGGAAUCUUCUCGGAAUAGUAGUCCGACUCCAAGCAGUGACAAUGAGCAGGUCUCGGAAAAGAAAUCCAAAUUUGUAUGGAAGUCCAAGUCCACUCCCACCUCUAAUAAUUGGACACCACCAUUCAAACAGAAUCCUGUUGGUAUUUCAUCAAAUCAAGUCCCACCUAGACUGAACCACAUAUUGCCUGUAACUCCAAUAGUUAACACUCCUCCUUCAGCUUUUAACCAGCCUCUGAAAUCAAAUGUUCCAUGUGACAACAGCAAUGAUAUGUUUGCUAUGGACGUGGAUGACUCAAUGGACUUUCUUGAAACGAAUAUAACAAAGAACAAAAGCCAAUCACCAAAACAGACCAACAGAUCUAUCAGAAUCAGUUCCAGCCCUUCACCUUCUAAACAUGAACACAAAUCUGAAACUAGGGAUAAGUCUGUGGAAAACAAGAAAGUUUGCCAGACCCCUGACAAAUCGAGUCCUAAGAAGGAUAGAGACCCUCUGAAGAAUCUUAAACUUGAUAGUUCAAUAUCAGGUUUCUUGCAGAAGAUUUCUCAUCAUCCGGCUUUGAAAAAAGCUAGUGAGGACCGUAGCCUUCAAACAAAAGACCGAGAAGACUGUAAAUACAUGUACAUAGAACUGUUAGAAAAAAUUGCCGACGCGUUUGACAGAAUACCAAACUGCAUUAAAGAAAAAUUCCCCGGCUACGAGAACAAAACUUACGCUAAAAUGAAACUGUUGAAAUCAAAACUAAAGGCAGCUAUGGCGAAGGCGCCUGACGAUUCAACUCAGUCCUACUUAGAUAGUCGACCUAGUACUAGUAAAUGUAAUACACAAUUAAAUGGUCGUGAAAGUCCAUCAUUACUUGGUGAUUGUGAUGAUCUAAACGAUUUCCAAAUGCCACGGAACCAUCUCCUAAAUGGAGAAAAACCUGUACUAACAUCUGAUACUUCAACUCCAGAAUUUACAUUUAAUAAAGCAGCACCAAAUAAAACAAUAUAUUCUGACUUAAUAGCUAAGAAAUCUCUAUCUUUUGAAGCGUUUUCUCCUACAGCAGGAAAUGAAAGCGUCCAAUCAGAUGUAGAGAAUUUAGAUACUUCUGAUAAUGCAAAUAAAAGUAAAGGGAAAUUUGUAUUUAAGAAACCGUCUAGACUUAGUGAAGAUAAUAAUACACCGAACAGAGAUGUACCUUCAAAGACUUUAGAAAGAUUUAAACACGCGUCUGAAAAACUCAAGCCAGUGGCAGUGGAAGAACCUCCAAAAUACGUGCAUGUAGCUAACAGCUCAGUUGGCUUCCAACCCCCUGAGUUAAGUAAGAAUCUGUCAAGCUUCAGUAAACCUUGCACGGCCGUUUCGCCUAUUAUAAAAGAGCCGGUUCAAGACUAUGAUGAAAACGAUUAUGAUAUACCCUUAGAUAUGGAUGAUGAGACGGAUAUUAUUCCGGAAAGUUCUAAAGCCAGUGUGAUCAAUAUAAGUGACUCUGAGCCAAGCAUAAGUAACACGCAGAUUGUGAAUGGUAAAGAGGUUGCAGUGGAUGAUGACGGUUGGCCGGAGUACAGGCUGGAAGACUUUGAGGAAGACAUGGACAUAGCUCUGACGACGGAGCCGGAAGUUGUCAGAUUGAUGGAGAACUCUACGUUGGAGACGGAGACGCCUAAGUAUAAGGGCAUGGGGAAUUUCCACGAAGGGACGCAAAAUGAUGGAAUUACGGGUGAGUUCGACGGCAUGGACUACCCCCACUCGUCGCUCAUGAUGGAGAUGUUCAGCGAGAAGUUCGGUCUGCGCUCCUUCCGACCGAACCAGCUUCAAGUGAUCAACGCCACUUUGCUGGGACACGACUGCUUCGUGCUCAUGCCUACGGGUGGAGGUAAAUCGCUGUGCUACCAACUGCCUGCUAUUUUAACGCCGGGCGUCACCAUCGUCAUAUCGCCGCUGAAAUCACUUAUUUUGGACCAAGUCAACAAGCUACUUUCUUUAGAUAUCCCAGCGGCCCAUCUCUCCGGUGACGUGUCCCUGGCCCAAGUGGACGAGAUAUACCACAAGCUGUCUCUACGGGAGCCUCUGAUCAAGCUGCUCUACGUGACCCCCGAGAAGAUCAGCAGCUCGCCCAAGUUCCAGAGCAUGCUGGACGCGCUGUACUCGCGGGGCAAGCUGGCCAGAUUCGUGAUUGACGAAGCUCACUGCGUAUCCCAGUGGGGUCACGACUUCCGGCCGGACUACAAGCGGCUGUACAUGCUUCGCGAGCGCUUCCCCACUACCAACAUAAUGGCAUUGACGGCGACCGCCACGCCGAGGGUGCGCAUGGACAUUCUGCACCAACUAAAGGUGUCGAAAUGCAAGUGGUUCCUGUGCUCGUUCAACCGGCCGAACCUGGCCUACCGCAUCCUCGAGAAGAAACCGAAGAACGUCAACCAGGACGUCGCCAACAUCAUUAAAGAGAAGUUCUUCCGUGACUCAGGCAUAGUCUACUGCCUGUCGCGCAAAGAGUGCGAGACUCUGUCCGGAGACCUUCGUAAAGUGGGCAUACAGGCUGCGCCUUACCACGCCGGUCUGCCAGAUAAAAAGAGAGAACAGGUGCAAGCGGGAUGGGUAGCUGACAAGUUUAAAGUGAUCUGCGCAACAAUCGCUUUCGGAAUGGGCGUUGACAAGGCGGACGUGCGCUACGUGAUCCACCACAGUAUGCCGAAAUCAGUAGAGGGAUAUUACCAAGAGGCCGGUCGCGCAGGUCGCGACGGAGAACUGGCUACGUGUCUACUGUACUAUUCAUACUGUGACGUGGCGCGGUAUCGCAGAUUGCUAGACAUGGAACGCAACACUACACCGGAGGCGAAGCGCGUCCACAUCGAGAAUCUACUGCGAAUGGUGGAAGUCUGCGAGAGCGUCACCGAGUGCCGGCGCGCGCAGGUGCUGGGAUACUUGGGUGAGCGCUUCAGCCGCGCCGAGUGCGCCGCGUACAAAGCGGCCGCCUGCGACAACUGUCUACAGGCUGCUGAUUAUAAGCCUGUCGACGUAACUGAAGAAUGCAAGCUCAUCGUCCGUGGCAUCCGCGACGCCACCGCGGGCCGCGCUUCGUUUACAUUGCUUCACAUCGCGGAUGCGCUUCGAGGGUCUAUGCAGCAGAGGAUACAGUCCUUGCACAAGAGCCCUAUGCACGGACGAUGCAAGUCAUGGCAGCGCGGCGACCCGCUCCGCCUGCUGCGGCAGAUGGUGGUGCGCUCACUGCUGGCCGAGAAACUGGUGGUCAACAACGACAUCGCCAGCGCCUACGUCGUGCUCGGACCUGCUGUUGACAAAUUAAUGUCUGGAAACGUUCGUGUGGUGUUCCCUAUGAAGGUAGAGAAGAAACCCAAACUGACGGUGACCACUGCCGCACCCGCCGCCAAGGCCGACACGCCCAUCAACGCGCUCAUCAAGAGGAUCGAGGAGAGAUGCUACGCGGACCUCGUCGAGGCAUGCCGGGAAAUGGCGGAAGCCCGCGGCACAUCCCUAAUAGCAGUAAUGCCGCUGGCCGGCUUAAAGGCCAUGUCCACACGGCUGCCCGAGUCGCCGGACGACAUGCUGUCUCUGCCGCACGUCACGCGCGCCAACUACGACAAGUAUGGCGCGGAGCUUCUCAAGAUUACAUCCGCCUACGCCGUGGAGAAAAUGGGCCUUCUCAUGCAGUAUCAAGACGAGCUAGAACAAGAGAAGCCAGCAGAGGAUGACUUCGCUGACGGAACCGACUCGGAAACAGACUGGGGCAGCUUGGCCAAAGGAGCCAGCCACGAUGCCAGCGCCUCCAGUACCAGGAGUAGAGGACGCGGGAGGAGCUUCACUAGAGGCGUUAAGAAGAGGUUUAAGAAGAAGCGAACCGCGUCCGCCGCCAAGACGAAGGCCGCGCGGGGCGCCUACGCGGCGCGCGGCCGGGGCGCCGCCGGCAGCGCCGCCAAGCCCGCCCCGGCGUGGAAGUCUUCAGCGGGCAACAAGCUGGGCAGCAUGCCGGUGCCGCGCGCCAACACCGUGCUCAACACCAGACCCGGCGUCUUCAACCCCUCCAAGCUCAACCUGCUUUAGACGCCAAUCUGGACUUUAUGUGCACCAAAUACGGCUCACAGUUGGUUGAACUGUACUCAACACAAGACCAGACGUUUCACCCAUUCAUACUCGACGUACUACGGACGCCAAUUUUAUCCUUAUGUGUAACAUACACUAUCAAUGACAAAUUGACAACCAGUGCCCUAUCCCACAAAACUUUACAAGUGUACAAUUCGACAAAAUUGUUAAGUUGUAAACAAAAAAAUGUACCACAAUCAUUACAAAUAUGUAUUCGUUACAAGUCUGCAGUAUACAAAUAUGUCAUUUUUGUGAAAGCGUAUCACAAACAAUAAAGGUAUGUCACUACAGCUACAUAAUUUUAGAAUAGUUGAUUUGUAAAUAUACAAGCGAAAAAUUGUAAUGUUACAACUACAAAUAUGUGACGUUGAAGGUAGUUUCACUUUAUACGCAAUACGCAAGAAUAACAUUAAUUAUAUUUACUCGUAUAUAGUGAUCUAUCUACGAGCGUUUACAUACCAACUGACAUUGCAAUUGAUUUGCAAGCUAAACUGACCAUUUUAAACCUCAUAAAUGAAAACAAAAACAUUCUCUUUGGUAAAUUUAGUGAUAAAUUGACGCACACUGUGAAAAUAAACAAAUAGAAGGAGAUAACGCAAAAUUUAAAUGAUUUAGGAAUAAUGGAGAAAUAAUUCUCCAUCACUACCACUGCUAUUUGAACUAAUCAUUUCGUGGUAGGUACAAAGGGUUGGAAUCGCUAAAUACGAUAAAAUAUACAGCAAUUACUAGUAUUCGUAUAGUAGCAACUGUAGCAAGAGGGUGCGACACACGUUUAGAGAAUUGUUAACUUGUAGCUACAAUUCUACAUAUAUGUAUAAUUAUUACCACAAUUUAAUGUAGCACAAAACAAUUGUCAGCUACAAAAUUGUACAUUUUCCGGAAAAUAUAUGUAGCGUAUGUAAAGUAUUGUGAUACAGUAAAUUGUAGACUUGUCGAUACAAUUUACAUAUGUAUUUGUAAGAAUUUUCCACUACAAAUUUGUUACUUGUAUAUUUUGUGGUACGCACAUUUGUAUUAUUACAAACUUGUAACUUGACACUUGUAAAAUUGUAAUUGUAAGUUUUGUGGGAUAGGCCACAGAUGCGAUGCUAUUCGGGUGGAUUGCGUGUGAAAUAAAAAUCAACCUUAUGUGCAUCGUCUAGGAUCGACAGUCGAAUAAAGGUCUCAUCAAGGUUCAUCUCAAUAUCAAACUUAACUAACAAAUGAAGGAGCAACUAUUUGCUAUACUAUGAAACAUUACAAAACCCACCUUAUGCAAACUGACUAAAGCUCAAGAUGAAGUGCAUUCAACUUGCACUAGACCACAAACUCGUCACUUAAGUUAAUAUCAUGAAAUCUACGUGACGCGUUAGAAAGUGCCUUAUUUAUUACGAAAGGACGUAAAUAACGUUCUUUUGUGUUUCUUAUUUAGACCUAAAACGGGUUUUUUUUCUUUGUAUUUGGUUUAAAGGUGACAGUUCAAUGAAUUACCUAUUACUUUUCAAAUGUCAAUGUACAUAGCAAAAUUACUUAAAUCGGCACAAAGAAUAAAACAAAUUACCUCAUUUUAAAUUGUCCAAAAGUAAGAUUAUAAUUUUAAAUAGGUAACUGCAGGCAGUUAGACCCUGUCUCGUACUAAUGGCCCCUCUACACGAUGGGCCAACGCCGGCCACUCCAAGAGACAGAGCCAUGCGGUAGAGUCAGAUAGCAAUAUCACUUGCUCCCUCUAACGCAUAAAUGCGUCCCAUGGAGUGGCAGCCAUAAGACUUGUAUUCUUUCAUGCUAAACCAAGAAUGAUCUAAUUAUAGUGGUUUCAUAAUGUUAUUGCCAUUUUUGGUUUAGGACGGUAGAAUAUUAUCGUUUACUUGACGUGAUACUGCCCAAUAUUGACUUGUUUUUUAUUGUUAUUUUUUCCACCGAUGAUAAUUCGAAAUGCCAGUGUUAUUAGUUUUAAGAAUGAUCCAAUAAAAUAUUUUUAAAUUAUUUAUA
This is a messenger RNA of Cydia fagiglandana, 6211 nucleotides long. RefSeq names its product recQ-like DNA helicase Blm (gene Blm). Gene Ontology annotation, molecular function: nucleic acid binding; four-way junction helicase activity; 3'-5' DNA helicase activity. Gene Ontology annotation, cellular component: nucleus; chromosome; cytoplasm. The transcript is spliced from 22 exons. The coding region runs from base 89 to 4204 and encodes 1371 amino acids. NCBI's taxonomy places the organism in Eukaryota, Metazoa, Arthropoda, Insecta, Lepidoptera, Tortricidae. Gene Ontology annotation, biological process: DNA replication; double-strand break repair via homologous recombination. The record is from RefSeq and is a predicted model, not a curated record.